Folsomia candida is the source of this 2052-nucleotide messenger RNA. RefSeq lists its product as uncharacterized. The coding region runs from base 481 to 1695 and encodes 404 amino acids. Lineage: Eukaryota; Metazoa; Arthropoda; Collembola; Entomobryomorpha; Isotomidae. The record is from RefSeq and is a predicted model, not a curated record. The transcript is spliced from 5 exons.
GAGAGAAGUAAUAGCGAGCGGCUAAUAUUCAGUAACCGGGUAAAGUCAACAGUUUCAUUUGAAUAGGGGACAAUUGACGGCAUGAUUAACUGUUUGAAAGAAAUGCAAGAUUAUGUCCCCAAGAAACCAGAUGGCAACUUUCUUCCUAUUGUUACUUGGGGAGAUGGUAUCCUAUUUAUUGUGUAACUUCAUUUGGAAUGCUUACCCAGUAAUAGUCAUAUUUAUUUUCCCAAGGUCUCACCGCAAUAAAUCAGAAAGCAUCCCAGGACCACAGGUGCCAUUCACUUACUGAAGAGGACAAAGUGAGGAGCAUGUUCGGUAUUCAUAGUUACUGGCAUGAGAGAGCAAUAGUCGGGACCGAAAUUAUGAAAAGCCUCUUAUCGAACCAAAGAGUGUGGGAGACCAAAGGCAGCCUUAACGAUUUAAAAUUGAAGUUAGCCAGAAAACAGUUGCAUACCAAGGGGUUGGCCUACAUGAUAAAUGAAUGAUACUUUCAGAUACAAGCAUAAACUGGUCUCGCAGGAUGUUAUUCAUCAAUUCAAUCCUUGUAUGCGAUUCUUGCGAUUUGCACUUCGGAGCUAUGUUGUAGCAUAUGCAAGGCUGAGACUGACAACUAUUAAUAUUUCUGGGUUAUCAAAAGCUCAGCUCAAUCAACUCAUGAGCAAAAUAGGCAUGGAUCUGAUGGAAAUGGAAUUUGCGGACAUUCUUAGGCCAUGUAAACAGAAACAAUAUUGUUUCUGCCUCAAACCAUAUGACGCCAAAGAUAAAACAACGGAAUGGAUUUGUUGCGAUAACUAUGACUGUAGUGAAAACCAGUGGUAUCACCAAGCCUGUAUAAAGAAGUAUACAGCCAAACGAGGAAAUAUGAAAUGGAAAAAAAUUACCAAAGAUAGUUUCACUGGUAAAUGGUACUGCACAGAGAAAUGCAUGAAAGACGACGCAGAUCAAGUAUUCAAAUACACGAAAACUCUUCUUUAUUCCAUUCUAAACUUAGAGUGUUUCAGGUCCGCCAUUAACUUUAAUCACGGUGACAAUAUAAUGAUCUUCCGCAAAUUACAUCUCAUAACAUAUCAAGGAAAGUCACACAAGAACUAUCUAAAUUUAACACACUAUUAUCUGAGUUUACUGCAUGGGUUUGCACCUGAACAUGUAGCUCAUGCCAUGAAAUGGAAUUCAACUUGCAAUACUAAUGGUGGACAGAACAAAAAUAACCCACAUGAUAUAGUGACGGAAUUUGUAGUGGGCGACACGAAGGAAGCCUUCUCUCAUUCAAGUGGGAAACUCACGGAAAAGAUGAUAAGAAUUCGAGGAUCCUCAGGAGGAAACCUUGCAGAAAUUGAAAAGCGCGCUGCAAAAGAGCUUAUGGGAGAAGAGUUCACCCCAGUUGUUGGGAAAGCUCACAGGUUUUUGCUGGAAGUAACAGACUGCUCACAAUAUUUAGUUUCAGAGUGCGAAAAUUUAUUUGUUAAGCACACAAAUCUUUCCAAAAUUAGAGUGCAUUCCGGGUUUGAAAAUUUCAAUAACGAUUUCAUGUAUAUCGGGAAUUACUUUGAAUAUGAAAAGGCUAUGAAAAACUUAUCCAAAAACCUGUCAAAAAUAUCGCGUAUACAAAAUAGAAAAUAUGCCAUCGACAUGAACGUUGGAGUUAACGUGUUGGAGCAAGAUAACUUCUCAAGUUAUACUAGUAUAGCCUAAGUUUUUCCACACAAUUGUUACAAAUAAUAUGAUUUUAAAAAUUUACGUUGGCAGAAGUAUAACACCAUUACAUACUAUUAUUAAUUAAUAAUACUUAUACCCUGAUUGAAAAAGUUAUGCACUAUGCGGGUAGAGCCGACAUUUAUUUUUUAUAGAACAUUUUAUUUCUCCUCACCAGAGCAAUAAAACUAUUUUUAAACAAGACAGUGUUUGCCAAAAAAAGAUUCACCAUCAAUCCGAAAAACUAUAAUUUUUCAGAGUUUUACGAAAUUUCGAUAAAAAUGUAAUUAUUUCAACCACACCCACACCCUGAAAUCGAAAUAACCAAAACCCAGAUUGAAUUUCUACCUUGCGGGU